UAAUAGUUGUCGUGCGUCUCUUUUUGUUUGGCUUGAGUUCGAGACGGGCUUCCGAAAACGUUACAGCACAAAGUUUACGAUGCAUUUCGUGAUGGGGCCAUUGAUUUUGUUGGCUAUACUGGCGUGUGACUGUGUCAUGAGUGAAGAAUUUCUAAGGAUAGAACUGAAUGACCGACUAAAACAGCGAUACACAAACGAUUCGGAUGACACUCGAUUGGAAAUGGACCAAGAAAAACAACCCGUACGCAAGAUUGGCGAGUCUUCAAGCCACGACAGGUUGAACGUCAUCCCUACAGAUUUGUCUGAACGAGCCUUUCAAAAGUAUUACGAGUUACGUCACAGAUUGAAAUUUAGAAAACUAGACAAUGGCCGUAAAGAAAAAGAGGCUUUGCCGGUCGAAAGUACGAGUGUUCCAAUAACAACAACAGAAAGGCUGACAACGUCAACAACUACAAAGACGAAUGAAGAAGUUGCAGCAACCUUCCCGUUGCACGAGAAGCAAGAACUCCCUCAAGAAGAAGAACUUGAUCCCCAACUGAUGACAGGCACAAUCGACGAUUACGACAUUAUCAUGUUUGUGGAUAAAGAACAACUGGAACAAGAGCCUAUUUUUUCACCUUCAGGAGUAGGAUUCUUUCACGGCAUCAUUAACUUCGUUAGAUGGCUAAUCUCUCAAUCAGCUGACGUCGAAAUGGAAGAUUACGAGGACUAAAUAUGCAGAAUGUUUU
This is a messenger RNA of Daphnia carinata, 728 nucleotides long. RefSeq lists its product as uncharacterized. The coding region runs from base 80 to 712 and encodes 210 amino acids. The record is from RefSeq and is a predicted model, not a curated record. NCBI's taxonomy places the organism in Eukaryota, Metazoa, Arthropoda, Branchiopoda, Diplostraca, Daphniidae. The transcript has 2 exons.